AUGGGGAAUUGGUGCAGCUUCUCUAUGAAGGUGCAGAGAGAAGCACCAUUGAAACCAGAAGAAAAUCCUGCAGAGGCGUUCAUUGAUUCAUCCCUCUUUGCUCACUGGGGCCAGGAUCUCAGCCCUGAGAACCAACGAAUUGCCCUUAAACAGUUCCAGUAUUAUGGUUACAAUGCCUACCUGAGUGAUCGUUUGCCGCUGGAUAGACCAUUGCCUGACUUUAGACCUAUUGGGUGCAAAAACCUCACCUUUCCAGAGAAUCUUCCUGAGGUCAGCAUUGUUUUCAUAUUUGUGAAUGAAGCUCUUUCAGUGAUUCUGCGGUCCAUUCAUUCUGCCAUCGACAGGACUCCUGCUCAUUUGUUGAAAGAGAUUAUUUUAGUGGAUGACAAUAGUAAUAAUGAAGAACUGAAAGAGAAGCUAAAAGAAUAUGUUGAUGAAUUGAACAUACGGAAACCGGGGUUCAUUAAGAUGGUCCGCCACAGCAAGCAAGAGGGGCUGAUUCGAUCUCGUGUUAGUGGCUGGAGGGCAGCCACUGCUCCAGUAGUUGCACUCUUUGAUGCACAUGUAGAAUUCAACGUGGGCUGGGCUGAACCAGUACUCAUGAGGAUAAAAGAAAACAGAAGACGAGUUAUUUCUCCAUCAUUUGAUAAUAUCAAAUAUGACAACUUUGAACUAGAAGAAUACCCUCUAUCAGCCCAAGGAUUUGAUUGGGAAUUAUGGUGUCGAUAUCUAAAUCCACCAAAAUCAUGGUGGAAGUUGGAAAACAGUACUGCUCCUAUAAGGAGUCCGGCAUUGAUUGGAUGUUUCAUAGUAGACAGGGAGUAUUUCCAAGAAAUCGGUCUACUAGAUGAAGGCAUGGAGGUCUAUGGAGGUGAAAACGUGGAACUUGGGAUCAGAGUAUGGCAGUGUGGCGGUAGCGUUGAAGUCCUGCCUUGCUCUAGGAUUGCCCAUAUUGAACGAGCUCAUAAGCCAUACACAGAAGAUCUAACAUCUCAUGUCCGAAGAAAUGCACUAAGAGUGGCUGAAGUUUGGAUGGACGAGUUUAAAAGUCAUGUUUACAUGGCAUGGAAUAUUCCUCAGGAGGAUUCUGGAAUUGACAUUGGGGAUAUCUCAGAGAGGAAGGCCUUGAGAAAAAAGCUGCAGUGCAAGACCUUCCGGUGGUAUCUUGUCAGUGUGUAUCCCGAGAUGAGAAUGUACUCAGACACUGUUGCCUAUGGGGUGCUACAGAAUUCCCUAAAAAGUGAUCUGUGCCUUGAUCAGGGACCAGAUACAGAAAAUAUUCCAAUCAUGUACAUCUGCCAUGGAAUGACACCACAGAAUGUCUACUAUACAGGUAACCAACAGAUACAUGUGGGUGUUCUUAGUCCUACCAUUGAUGAUGAUGACAACAGAUGCCUGGUCGAUGUGAACAGUAGGCCGAGACUUAUUGAAUGUAGUUAUGCCAAAGCCAAAAGGAUGAAGCUUUAUUGGCAAUUUACUCAGGGAGGUCCAAUCCAGAACAGAAAAUCCAAACGUUGUCUGGAAUUGCAGGAAAACAGCGACAAUGAAUUUGGAUUCCAACUAGUUCUCCAGAAAUGCUCUGGCCAGCGCUGGUCUAUAACGAACAUCCUGAAAAGCUUGCCGACAUAGACUUUUGGGGUGGGGGAGGGAAUCUUCUAGUCAGUCUUCUUGCUACUGUGUAGCGAACGUUUGCAACAACACCUGCAGUUUCCAUCCUUGUAUCAUUUUUGUGUGAGUGUGUGAAGGUCCGCUUGAGGGCUGAGAACAGACAUUUUUAUUUCAUAAUGGCAUUUUCAUGUGAUUUAUAGAUUGAUUCUGAAUGGCAGGUGAUGGUAGAAUAUCUUAAAAUAUUUUGCAAUUGUACAUAGGGGGAAAAUGGAAAAUAUUUAUA
Python bivittatus (Burmese python) is the source of this 1891-nucleotide messenger RNA. The record is from RefSeq and is a predicted model, not a curated record. NCBI's taxonomy places the organism in Eukaryota, Metazoa, Chordata, Lepidosauria, Squamata, Pythonidae.